CUCGAAUACGUUUUGAUGUCUGCUGUGAGUACGUGUCUACCGCCGUUGGCAGCUGCGCUGUAGCAGAUUCCGGUGUAACGGUCGCGAAAUAACCCUACCCGCCCGAUCACAGUUUCUAUCGUCUCCCGUACACGUCUCCCUGCGUCACCACGUCAGUAUACCAACUUUUGUGCGUAUUGUCUAAGCCCAGCCGCGUGUUUACGGUUUACGUUUGAUGCUAUUGCCCUAGGUACUACAAUAUUUUCCGUUGGCACGGUCAAGUUGGUACGACCCAUUCACCGCUUGCUGUCAGAUCCAAAGGUCGGUGUAUGCAUGACCCUGCAGUGCUGGUUCCCGUGUUAAAUCCGGAGCGAGAGCGAGAGUGAGCGAACGAAAAAAGGUGAUCCCAGCGGGAUAGUGCGACGAACGGUGGCUGCGAGAGGGAGAAAGCAUUGAAAAUCCCUGCUUCUUGUUAGUGGUUGCCACAAAUAAGCCAAAUUUUUCUCAGCAACUCCACAGCGUGAUCAAGAAUUGGGCGCUAAUCAAAGCGAUUUGGGGCCCUGUUUAAGGAAAAAACGACUAGAACGUCUCCCCUCUGGACCAGGCAAGAAUUUGGAUUUCCGUUUAAACCGUCCUACGGUCUGCUAGAACGAAGGAAAACUUCAUAACCAACACUAUUAUCAGCAACACACGGGCCACGGGCAUUGAUCAACGGUAUUGGCCUCGGGCCCACCACUGCCCCUAUUCGCAGCCCAAUCCAAGUUCAUUGCGGCCUAGGAAACUGCGAGUAUUCGAGGCAGGGAAUCACCACACCGCAUUAGGAGAAAUUUCGAUUUGGUGUGUGUCCGCUACGUCCACACGUACACUCUUACACGGGCACCCUUGGUCGAGGAAGGUGAAAAGGGCGCAAGGAAAUCAGCGAAAAAGUUGGAAGAAAAACCGCAAAAACGUAUUCCGUCAAACGGGUGUAAAGGGGAAGUAAAGAGGAAGUAAAGGGGAAGUAAAGGGAAGGAAAAUCGAACCGCUAGUCAGUGGUCUGCCAGUGGUGUGUUGUGUGCCGAUUAAGCGCGCGCGUGUGUGUUGUGCGCUUCUGCCGCCAUCGUGUGUUUCCUGCCUAGAGAUCCCUUAACUAAUCGACGAGAGGCGACAAACAUGGCGAAACCAGCCCAGCUCUUAAUUAUUGAACCGGCAACCGAGCUCAAAUUCCAGGGACCGUUUCGAACGGCAGUUGCAUCGUAUAUGCGGCUUACUAACCCCACAGACCAUGAUAUUUACUUCAAAAUCAAAACGACCGCCCCGAAGAAGUACUGCGUGCGGCCGAAUUGUGGCCUGCUGGAACCGCGCGAAUCACAGGAAAUCGCAAUCGUGCUCCAGCCAUUCAUUUUCGAUUCGAACGAAAAGAACAAGCACAAGUUCAUGGUGCAGUCGAUGGUGAAGCCGGAGGACGAGGAAAUCAAUCUGGAGGAGCUGUGGAAGAAAUAUCCGGAAAAUCUGAUGGACUCGAAGCUACGUUGCGUGUUCGAUUGUCCCGUCGAGGCAAACCAGGCUACCCCGGCAUCGGCAACGACAACGGCGACAGCCUCCAACAGUGUCGCCCCAGUUGCCCAUCCAACGAACGAAGCUGUUUCUUCUAGUGCAGCGCUCUCUAACACGCUGGCAACAAGCAACAUUGGCAUUUCGAAUGAUGAGCAGCUUAUGGGUGACGAAAUGGCACUUGUAAAGGAAAUGAAAAGACUAAAGGAAGAGGAAAGUGCUCUACGCCAGGAGAACUUACAGUUAAAGGAACAAGUCUUACAGUUACGCACGCAGGUGGAUGCCAGGGCCAAGGAACAGCCAUCAGCGGCAGCCCGGGCCGCCAGUAGCACCACAGGAUCGGUAUAUUAUCAGAAUCCGUAUUCUCCACCUCCUUUGCCCGUUAACCAGCAGCCUAUCAUUUACGGCAUAUUGGCCCUCGUCAUGUGUUUCGUCGGUAUACUUCUCGGCAAGCUCCUUUACAGCGAAGCGGCUAGCAAAUAAAGUUUAAUACAGCAAUGAUGAUGGUGGUGGGGUGGUGGUGGCGGUUCGUGCUGAUAUUGGUAGUGUUGUUCCAGCGGUGCUUGCGGUGGUUGGAGCGCGUAAAGCAGCACUAGAACCAGUGCGAUCGAUGUCCUAUCAAAUCACGUUGACACUUGCUUAAUGCUGUGGCACAAAUGGGUUUGCUAAACAAUGGAUGCAUUUUUGAUUCGAACUAACUCUGCUUCAUCUUCCUUCAUACAACAAGUUACCGUACGGUUCGGCCAUGAUCAAACGGACGAGAUUCGAUAGGAAAAGGUUAAAGUGCAAAUGGCGAAAUAUAUGUGGGAAAUGGCAUAAAAUGAAUAGAAGGGGACGUAUUUCAUUAUCGGAAGUCAUACGCAAACCGCAAACCAUAAAUGAUUUACAUAGGAAUGCUGAGAAGGCGAUGUGUAGGUUUGAUUUGUUGCGCUGGCGUGGAAACAUCCAAAAGCAGUCAAACGAUUAUAAAAUGAUUACAACUAGUGCAAGACAAUGCGCGAUAUUUUCAAUAUGAUAAUACUGAGAAUUGUCCUCAAAACGCCUGCUCGGUAGCAGUGAUUCUUUCGCAGUGGGGACAAUAGCUGUAGGCAAUAGCAUAUAUCAGCAACAGCCUAGCCGCGCAGAGAUACAUUAUUAGAACAUCCCGGCUCUUUUCUGUUUCCAUUAGAUCCAUCUUUCUCUCUUCUCUCUCAUAGCUGCCAACCUUUCCUAACUUCUCUCUCAGCUCGGGAGGAUCAGCUUUUUACCAACAUUUCUUAAUUCUCUUCAUCCCAAAACACCUCCAACUCAUUUUUUUUGUUGCUCCAGUACGGAAUGGUUAAUGUUUCAGUGCAUUUAUAUUUUUUUUAUUUCUGCUCAUCUUCUAUAACACUGAUUGAGUAUCGACAACAACAAACAUAUUUCACAUGCAAAGAAUCCAUCCGCCCCCAUCUGGAGUUUAUACUAGCAAAUAUCCAAUAGAACCCCGGCAAACAGGAAAUCUGACCGUUGUUUGUGCAAGUGUGAAGGAAAAGAGUAUAGUAAUAAGUGCAAAUAAAAACCGCUAAUUUGUAAAACA
Messenger RNA from Anopheles darlingi, 3070 nucleotides. RefSeq names its product vesicle-associated membrane protein-associated protein B-like. Gene Ontology annotation, cellular component: plasma membrane; endoplasmic reticulum membrane. Bases 1132 to 1995 code for a protein of 287 amino acids. Gene Ontology annotation, molecular function: FFAT motif binding. The transcript is spliced from 5 exons. NCBI's taxonomy places the organism in Eukaryota, Metazoa, Arthropoda, Insecta, Diptera, Culicidae. The record is from RefSeq and is a predicted model, not a curated record. Gene Ontology annotation, biological process: endoplasmic reticulum membrane organization.